CAAUCCCCGACGGGCGGGAACCGUUGCCCCGGUGAUGGUGUUGGAGUUGACGGUUUUCCUUCUCUCCCCCGUGGGAGGUGGCGCAUCAGAGACGAGAGAGAUGAGACCCUGCCGAUCGAUGAAGGCCUGAACCCUGUGAUGAGCAGGGCUGCCCACCUUUCAAUGGCGCCCCUGACGAUGAGAAGCCCAACGCUGGUGACUGUUACCCCCCCACAACUGCUGAUUCCCCUCCCCGCCAUCAUUAUUCUGGUGGUCGGCGUCUACCUGGUACUGGUCGUCAUGGCAGUCAUCGUUCGUCAGUGGCUGCUGGCACGAGGGGUGUGUGGGGAGAGCAACUGCGGGGGUCUGGGUGAGGACAGUCCUUGUGGCCAGUGUCUGUUGACUCUGGCCCAGAGUUGUGACUGCCGCCUGCCCACCCUCACCAAGUGUAUGGACUAUUGCUGUCCUCGCUCACUGGGCUGUGGACGGGGCAACUGCCCUUGCUGCCCCCUCUGUGACUGUGCCUGUGCCUUCCAGCUGCCCGACUGUGAGACUACCAACUGCAUCUGCUUUGAGAUCAAACUCCGCUGAGGUGGGGUGGGGGGGGGGAGAAGGACAUUCCCUCAAUCCUUCAUUCGACCUUCCAGUGUCUUGGUAAUCUACAAUAUCAGAGCAGAAUGAGGCCAUUCAGCCCAUUGUUUGCUCAUGCAUUCUAACCCAUUCCCAUUCUCCCGCCUUCUCUGUUCCUCCCAUUGUCCAUCAACAACGUAUCAAUCUCUGCCUUAAAUACUUUCAAUGACUAGCCCUCCAUAUCUGUCCUUGCCAAUGAAUUCCACUGAUUCACCACCUUCCUGCUAAGGAAAUUCCUCCUCGUCUCGUUUCUAAAUGAGAUCCCCUUUUACUGAUGCUGUGCUAUUGGAUCACUGUCUGUGCCACUACUGGAGACAUCCUCUCCACAUCCACUGUGCUCUCAGCUUUUCAAUUAGACCUCCCCCCUCCUCCUGACCCCAAUCGAGUAGAAGCCCAGGACCCCAACAUGAAGCCUUUUCCUUCUAGGGACUGUCUGACUGAACCUCCUCUUUCCAAUGGCAGUAUCCUUCCUGAGAUAAGAGGCCCAAAACCGCUCACAGUGCGGGCUGACUGAUUCCCUAUGUGAAGCCUCAGUGGUGCAACAUACAACAGGCCCUUCAGCCCGCAAAGCUGAACCAACCUCUUAACCUACUCCAUCAUCAAUCUAACCCUUCCCACCCACACAAUCCAUCAUUUUUCUUUUAUCCAUGUGCCUAUCUAAGAGUCUCUUAAAUGUCCCUAAUGUAUCUGCCUCUGACACUCUAACCCUGAGUGAGCAUCCCACACAUCCACCAUUCUCUCUGUAACAAUGCUCUCUGACAUCCCCCUAUACUUUCCUUCAAUUGCUUUAGAAUGCCCCCACACAUUAGCCAUUUGUACCCUGGGAGAAAUGGGUAUUAUAACACCCCCUCCUAUUUACCAUUUCUACCCCAGGAGAAAGUCAGUGGCUGCCUACUCAAUUUGUGCCCCAUCUGGUACACCUGCAUCAGAUCACCUUUCAUCCUCUGCAUUCCAAAAGGGAAAACCCUCGCUUGCUUAAACUUUCCUCACAAGACACGGUCUCCUCUGCACCCUCUCUAAACCAGGCCGCAAUAUCCUUCCUAUAAUGAUGCAACCAGAACUGAACACAAUAUUCCCAGUGUGGUCUGAACAGGGUUUUACAGAGCUGCAACAUUAGCUUGCAGAUCUUGAACUCAAUCCCCCAACUAAUGAAGGCCACCUUCUGCCUUCAUGUUAGAGUCCUGGGUGAAUGAGAAGGGAGAGGACCGGUAUAUCUACGUCGAGGGGUGUUGCAAGUUGAAACUUUGUACUUUGCGCGGUUUUGUAUAUGAUAUUAAAUAUCUUUUACACCCACCCUCGUCCUCACCAGCUCUGGGUCUCUCUCCUGGAAAGACACUGUGGAAUAUCUCAUUGAGUACAUACUGGGGUGUGAGGGAGCUGUGUGUGUCUGUCCCGGGAUUCCCACACUGGGGGCUGAGGUAGAGGGAGCCAUGUGUGUGUGUCUGAGCUCUCUAUGCCCAGACUAGGGGGUGAGGUGGCGGGUGUCGUGUGUGUGCAGUACCUGCCCCGGCAGACCUCAGUGCCCACAGUGGAUACAUACUGGGGUGUGACUGAGCUGUGUGUGUCUGUCCCAGGAGCUCUCUAUGCCCAGACUGGGGGGUGAGGUGGAGGGUGUCAUGUGUGUGCAGUACCUGCCCCAGGAGACUUCUGUGCCCACAGUGGAUAAAGAGAGGGGGUUGAGGUGAGGGAGCCAUGCAUGUGGUACCUGCCCCGAGGGCACUCUAUGCUCACAUAGAGUACAGACUGGGGUGUGGGGGGGUGAGGAUAAAGGCGCUGUGUAUUAGACAAAACACAGAACUGUACUGCACAGGAACCACAAUGUUGUGCCAAACUAAUUCAACUAGUCUCAUCGAAUUCUUUCAGUCUACACUGUAGCAUCUCCCUCUAUAUCCAUGCAUCUGUCUAAUAGUCUCCACCGUCACCAUGGCAAUACGUUACAGGCACCCACCAUUCUGCCUUAAAAAAAACUCUUCACCGAACAUCUGCUUUGAACUUAUGCAACACUCACAAAGUGCUGGAGGAACUCAGUCAGGCAGCAUCUGUGGGGAGGAAUAAGUCGAUGGAAGGGGGCAGAAGCCAGAAUAAAAAGGCAGAAAAGUGGAGGGAUGAUGAAGUAAUAAGCUGGUGGGCGAUAGGAGGAAGGGAUCAAUAGGAGAGGACAGUGGACCAUGGGAGGAGGGUCUACAGGAGGUGACGGGUAGGUGAGAUAUCAGCUGUCUAUCUGUGAUUUCUCAGAUCUCCCAUGAUCCUCCACCCCUCCAGAGAAAAAAUCCAAGUUCGUCCAGCCUCUCGUUACAGCUCAGGCCCUCUAAUCCAGACAGCAUCCUGGGGAACCUCUUAUGCACCUUCUCCAAAGUCCCCACACCCUUUCAGAAUUGAAUGUAAUACUCCAGAUACGGCCUGACCAGUUUGAUAUUGCUGCAACAUAACUUCUCAAUUCUUGAACUUAGCAUCUCAACUGAUAAAGGCAGGUGUGUCAUACGCACCUUCAGACCUUCUUUACCAGCCUGUUAACGUGUGGGGCCCUUAUAGGGAUCUGUCGACUUGCAGUCCAAGAGCCCUCUGUACAGCAACACUGUUAAGGGUCCUGUCCCUUUAUAGGUGACCUCCAUAUGUAACAUUUCACAGCAUAAAACAGAAAGUCAUAGGAGCAGAAUGAUGCCAUUCAGCUCAUUGAGCCAUGGCUGAUUUAUUAUCCGUCUCAGCCCCAUUCUCCUGCCUUUCCCCCUGUUACCUUUGAAGCCCUGACUACAAACCAAUCACUUUACAUUUAUGGCCUACAUAGCCAUCUGUGGCAAUAAAUUCCACAUAUUCACCAAGAAAUUCAAAUAAGUUCACUGUUCAAAGUAAACGUUUAUUAUCAACGUGUGUACACUCAGUGGCCAUUUUAUCAAGCACACUCACUCAUUAUGGAAAUACCUAAUCAGCCAAUCAUGUGGCAGCAACUCAAGGACUAAAGGCAUGCAGAUAUGGUCAAGUCCACAGAUCAGAACGAGAAAGAAAUGUGAUCUAAGAUUCUGACCACGGAAUGAUUGUUGGUGCCAGACUGGGUGGUUUGAGUAUCUCAGAAACUGCUGAUCUCUUGGGAUUUUCACACACAACAGUCUCUAGAGUUUAUAGGGAAUGAUGCAAAAAACAACAUACCGUGAGCGACAGGGCACAACUGAGAGAGGUCAGAGGACAAUGGCCAGAUUAGAUCAAGCUGACAGUAAUGAUGAUGGUGGU
Molecule: messenger RNA, 3834 nt
Organism: Hypanus sabinus (Atlantic stingray)
Lineage: Eukaryota; Metazoa; Chordata; Chondrichthyes; Myliobatiformes; Dasyatidae
Exons: 5
Coding region: 139-570 (143 amino acids)
Source: RefSeq, a predicted model, not a curated record